Molecule: messenger RNA, 1092 nt
Organism: Drosophila kikkawai
Lineage: Eukaryota; Metazoa; Arthropoda; Insecta; Diptera; Drosophilidae
Source: RefSeq, a predicted model, not a curated record
UGAUAAUGCAAUUUCAGUUAUAUUUGGCGAAUUGAAACGAAAUGGCCGCUCCGCUGAUUCCUUUUGAAGAAAUCUCACUGAGAGAUGAAAAUAUUAUUGGCGCAGGAUUCUAUGGCAGAGUAUACAAAACCGAAUGGCUGGGAAGAACAAUUGCUGUAAAGGUGAUAGGCGUUGGCAUGGAAAGCCAACAGAUUGAGAGAGAGGUUAACCAGCUAUCCAACCUGGAACAUGAGAACAUCAUUAGACUUUAUGGUAUCUCCAUGCACGGCAACAUGUUUCACCUGCUGGAGGAGUACGCAGAAGGGGGAGCUUUGUCCACUCUUAUCCAUUCUGACCUACCGAAUUACACCCUGGCCCACGCCUUUAACUGGGCCCACCAAAUCGCCAAGGGACUAGCUUAUCUCCAUGCCAGAACUCCAAGAGCGGUCAUUCACCGCGAUAUAAAGCCAAACAAUGUUGUGCUGAGCCAACAGGGCCUCAGUCUGAAGAUCUGUGACUUUGGGACAGUUGUGAACCUGGCCACCUCGAUGACCGCUGACGUGGGCACCUGCCUUUAUAAAGCUCCAGAGGUCUUUCAAGGACGUAAAUAUAACGAAAAGUGCGAUGUGCAUAGUUGGGCCAUUACUUUUUGGGAAAUAUUAUCCCGAGAGAACCCAUUUAAACACUGUAGGAUCCUUAACUCAGUUGUUUUAGCUGUAAUCGGAGGUACUCGUCCACCGGUUAGUAGUAUAAGGAACGACUGUCCCGAGGAUAUAAUAAAUUUAAUAACCGCUUGUUGGGACUCGGAGCCGAGCAGGAGAUAUUCCAUGAGACUCGUUGCCAAUAUCAUGAACGGAGCUCUCACAGAUGCAGGCCCUUUUGAGCCUUUGAAUUAUAAUCCGUGAAAAUGGAGUAUGUAUCAAGAAAGAUGCUCUUCUUAAUUUCUCUUUUAAAACUUGAAUAUUGUUAGCCAUAGUCUGGGAUAUACUGUUUUCGAGCGUCUGCAGCUGUUGAUCUAUAUAAUAUCGUUGAUUCUUCUUUGAUACUUGUGUUGAAAUCGUUUACGAAAUGGUACAGCUGUCAAUAAUAAACAGAUUUAUGUGUGAACGUUAA